Messenger RNA from Cyclospora cayetanensis, 960 nucleotides. RefSeq names its product trinucleotide repeat-containing gene 18 protein-like. The record is from RefSeq and is a predicted model, not a curated record. Bases 1 to 960 code for a protein of 319 amino acids. The transcript is spliced from 5 exons. NCBI's taxonomy places the organism in Eukaryota, Apicomplexa, Conoidasida, Eucoccidiorida, Eimeriidae.
AUGCUGGCGCUGGCAGAGAAGACAAGCGGAAGAGAACGCAGCAUCCUGUCCUCUGCCGCUCCUCUUGAGACGCCUCUGCCUGUCAAAAACGGCCAGCCCACAGGCGCAGGCGGCACGUCCAGACCAGGCACAAGGGGGCCUUUUCCGAAAGACAAGCACGCUCUAGCGGACUCGCAAUCUGGCGGAAGCGCGGCAAGUGCUGCAGCAGCUGCAGUGCUAACGGCUGGAUCUGCCGCAGUGGCUGCCACUAGCCACGCUGCAGCAGCCGCGGCUGCUGCAGCGUCUGGUGAACUUUUGCCUGCCGAAAGCUCGAGGGAACCCCCUCUUACCAGAGCCUUCCACAACCCGGGAAGAAAGAAGGGGUUCUCGCGCAGCACAGCUCGACCUGCAGUCCAGACACCACGCGCAGCAAGCACGCACGCACGACAACACGGCGCAACUGCAGUACCCCAAGAAGAGGCCACGACCAGCCCUACGCCUACGAGCAGGGGAGAGCAAAUCCCCGACCAUGCUGUAUUUCCGCGACUACGGAUACCAUAUGAACAAAAGAAAGAGGCACACGGGACGCUCCACUCUGCUGCUGCUGCUGGCACGCCUGCGAAGACGGCGCGAGGUGGCAGCACAUGGUCCAGCGACUUAAGGACGCCUUCCCGCGUCUGCGAAGAGCCUGCUCGAGGAAGCGAGGAGAGGCGACCUCCCGCCUUCGAAAGAGGCCCCCCCCCCCUGCUCGAAGGCUGCAGCGCCAGAGAUGGCCGCUUUCGCGCUGCUGCUGCAGCUGCUGCUGCAGCUCCUCUCCGUCUUCUGACCAUCGCAACACGGCAAACGCCGCCUGCGCAGACGGCUCUACCAAAUGCCCAUGGGGCCCUGCAGCAAAUCCCUUCACCUUCACCACAGCGCGCAAUCCAAGAUCCGUUUGAGGUCGCUCCAACUUUGGCCUCUCUGGCAGCCACCAGGAGGUAG